Molecule: messenger RNA, 2254 nt
Organism: Stylophora pistillata
Lineage: Eukaryota; Metazoa; Cnidaria; Anthozoa; Scleractinia; Pocilloporidae
Product: torsin-1A
Cellular component (GO): endoplasmic reticulum
Molecular function (GO): ATP binding; ATP hydrolysis activity
Source: RefSeq, a predicted model, not a curated record
GCGGAAGUUGUCAGGGAACACCUGCAUACGCACUAAAGCGUCCUCCAACACCUACUAAAACAUGGAGAGGAAAGAGAGACUUGUGCUGCUGGUGAUAAUUUUAUGCGCGCCUCAGAUACACGCGCCACCUAUCGAAGAUAUUGCUGUAGUCGCUAGUGUUGGAGUCGCUAUUAUAGCUGGCAUCGUGUCCCUGCCUAAUUUGUAUUGUCAUUUUACUGAAUGCUGUGAGGACAAGAACUCAGCCGACAUAGCUGGUUUACAGACAGCUCUUCGUUGGCGUGUUUUUGGUCAACACUUAGUCUCCGAGACCGUGUUGAAGGCACUUGUUGGACAUUUGAACGAUGAGGCGCCAAAUAAAGCGUUGGCGAUUUCCUUCAACGGCUGGACAGGAUCAGGAAAGAACUUUGUGAGCAAGAUCAUUGCGGAACACAUCUUCAAGAAGGGAAUGAAGAGUAAUUAUGUUCAUCUGAUCAUAGCUACCCAUCACUACCCUCAUCAGUCCGAUGUAGAAAUUUACAAGCGACAGCUGCGCGAUCUAGUGGAAAGAUCCGUAUCAAAGUGCCCCAGAUCCAUGUUUAUUUUCGACGAAAUGGACAAAAUGCCGUUAGGCCUCGUAGAUGUGCUUAAGCCUUACUUAGAUUACCACCCCCCUGGUGCAGGCAAGAUCGAUUUCCGUCAAAGUAUCUUCAUAUUCCUCAGCAAUACAGGGGGUGAUCUCAUCAACGCUGCGGUUAUAAAGCACUGGAAAGAUGGAAAGAAACGAGAGGACAUCAAGAUCAAAGAAAUGGACGAAGUUAUCAAGCAAGGUGAAUUUGAUGACAAAGGUGGAUUCUGGCAUUCCUCUCUUAUUGAAAAACAUCUCAUAGACUACUUUAUUCCAUUUUUGCCGUUGGAGAGAUCCCAUAUUAAAUUGUGUGCUGAAGCCGAGUUAAGAAGAAAAGGACACCCAGUCUCAGAACUCAUCUUUAAUAAAGUAGCAGAUGAAUUAUCAUACUUUCCAAAAGACCUGGAGGUCUUCUCACAGUCUGGCUGCAAGAAAAUUUCAAGCAAAGUAGACUAUGUUAUGGGGUGAGGAAUUUUAAAAAUCUUGAACUUGGGGCCUAUUAGGCGACAAGUUACACCCAUUCAGUGUGUAGACAAUUUUUAGGGACUGGUUUUUGAAAAAAAUGCAUUACCAUUUCACUUACAUGACUUUAUAGACCUAUGGCAGUGACUUGCCUGUUGGUAACUUGACCUCUCAAACUUAGUUUUAGAAGUGGCUGGGAGAGGGGACAUAAGUUCAGCAGAGGGUGGAGACUAAGGUGUUGGAGGCAUGUUUUGAUAUGUAAUAUGAUAUUAUCUGAUGAGAAAAAAAGGGACCCGAGAGAGAACAAGGUAUCUUGGAGAGAAUGAAGACUAAGUUUAGUUUCUAAUUAAAGUUUUGUGCUGCUUUAGAGAGUAAAAAUAUACUUGGUUGAUAAGAGACAUGAGAUAAAUUAAGAGAAAUUUAGAACUUAGUGCAUGAGGAAAUCAGAAUUUUCAAAUUGAAUAUCUCUCAUUCAUUUUUUCACUUGUUCACUCAUUCACCUAAAGGAGAAUGAGAACAAUGGAAAUUUCAAUUUUUAUUGCUCUCUCAGAUCGACCAGGGUGAGGGUUGGCUUUUCUUGAGGAAAUAAAACAGCUCAUCGACUCUCUUGAAAUUUGAGAUUAUAUUCAGCCGAAUAUCUUAACUCCCAAAUCAGGCUCCCCUGUACUGUGUUGUUUCUGAACAACAAAAAAAAAAACUGAAAGCAAUGCUGAAAAGGCAGUGUAGGAGACAUUCUUGCAUACACUUUUCACCAGCAUUUUAAAGUUGUAAACUUUUAAGAGAGAUCUACUAGGACCUACACUUGUGUCCCACAUUGACACUGGUGAAAUUCAUUCAUAAAAUUCUUGAUUCAGUCUUAUAAGAGGUUGGUGUCCCAAUGAUUGUCUUGAGUCUCUCAGAUUGUCCGUGAUAGUUUUCAGUACUUUGCAACAUUAGUAGAAUUUCUUGAUUAUUCUAGAUAUUGAUGUAGUUUUAGUAAAUUAUAUUCUUAUUACUGGUGGUGUGAAGAACCCAUACUUUUCUGGUAGUAUAUUAAUUCAGUAUUUCAAAUGUGACAAAAAUAAAUUAGCACUGUUUGUACAUAUUGAACAUGCAGUUUCUUCAGAAUUUAUUGUGUCACUGAUAACUGGCUAAGAUUAAUAGGAAUAAUGUUAUGUUCUGUUAAAAAUGGAUUUCAUUCUUAUUUGA